AUGUUUAUUUGCCAGUCCAGAACCCCCUAUGAUCAAGACCUCCUGCCUGACCUGACCCAGGCAAUGAGUGAAGAGCUGCAGUUAGGCAGUGAUGAUGAUGAGCAGGCCAUCCAGGGUAAGCUGGCCAAGCACAAGAGGCAUAAGGCAAAGGCUCAAGAGGAAGCCCAGUUGGAGGUGGAGAGGCAAGAACAGGCCCAGCUUGAGGAAGAAAAGGCACAUGCAGAGGCUGAGGCACAGAGGGCAGAGGCUGCACACAAGGCUGAAGAGGCCAGGAAGGUGGCUGAGAGCUGGCAGGCAGAUGCCCUGGUAGGUAGCUCAACUGGGACCAGGACCAAUGUUGAGGCGAUGAGUCCUUGGGAGAAGAAGAAAAGGUUGAGGUGGUCAUCCACCAAAGUACUUGAGGGCACAGAUGAUGAGGAGGAGGAUGUAGGAGAAGGACCCUUGAUGAAGAAGGCCAGUGUGACAAAGGCAGCUGGUGCAGAGGUUGAGACUGGUUCAGUUCUGGCAAUGGUGCAGAAGGAAGUCUUGAGGAAUUUCUACCAGUUCACCCAGUCCUACAAGACUUACAUUGAGGAACACUUCAAGUUUCUUGCACCAGACAUGCCUUCAGACUGGGACACCACCAAUGAGGAAGACAGGGACAUUGAGGGGCUUGAAGAGGGGCUGGAGGGGCUGAGGGAGGAAGAGGAAAGCUGGUCCCAGUCUGAGUCAGGUGACCAGACCAGUGCCAGUUCUGCUGGGUCCCAGGCCUGA
Pisolithus orientalis is the source of this 753-nucleotide messenger RNA. RefSeq lists its product as uncharacterized. The record is from RefSeq and is a predicted model, not a curated record. Lineage: Eukaryota; Fungi; Basidiomycota; Agaricomycetes; Boletales; Pisolithaceae. The coding region runs from base 1 to 753 and encodes 250 amino acids. The transcript is spliced from 3 exons.